AUGAAAAGAAUUUCACACGCGUCACAACCACAUUUGACGAGUAUCCAGCCGAAACCACACGACUCCACCCGAUUCAAUCCCUCAAGUUUAGAACAGAAAGCCAUGAGAAAAUGGGACAAUUCACCCCGAUUAUAUCAUUAUCCAGUAGUAUCAGAGGAUCGGCAGCCAUUAUCAGCACACAGUGGCGCAGCUUCUGUUGUUCCUACAGGGCUUUUAGUUGAUACAAAUCUUGAUACUUCCAUACCAGACACUUACAUACACCCACCAGCACCUUUACCAUAUGAAGCAAUUGUUGGGGAUCCUCAAACUCAAACCCCUCUUGUGCAAACAAAUAGUUCUGACCCUAUUGAAGAUAUAAAAAUCAGUAAUAAUGGUGAAAAUCUGGCUAAGGAAACCAUGGAAUCUGAUUGCAAAGACCAAAUUGAUAUCAAACUUGUUGCUACCGAAGAAGACGAUGGCGAAGUCAAGAAGUCAAAUGCACCUUUUGUAGCCCCUGAGGAGUGUCCUACAUGUCUUGAAGAAUAUGAUGAAGAAAAUCCAAAAAUAGUGACGAAAUGCGAGCAUCAUUUUCACUUGUCGUGCAUUCUUGAAUGGAUGGAAAGAAGUAAUACUUGCCCUGUGUGCGAUCAGAUAAUGGAACUCAACUUUCCGAUCAACGACUAGCGGUGGAGUAAGUACCAAAUGAAAUGUGUAGUAUUAGUUUCAAACAUAGUUAGGUCUCAUAUUUUUAAUUCUUUUUUCCUUUUUUUUUUUGUUAUUUGGAUGCAUAGUAUAGUGUCUUUUGUUAAUUCCAUUGGAAAUAAAAAUACAAUAUACGAACUUGAAAGGCAAUACCCACAUGGAUCUUUUCCGUAACAAAUGACAUAUAAGGACC
Lactuca virosa is the source of this 874-nucleotide messenger RNA. Lineage: Eukaryota; Viridiplantae; Streptophyta; Magnoliopsida; Asterales; Asteraceae. The record is from the annotation of a GenBank genome assembly.